Messenger RNA from Cladophialophora carrionii CBS 160.54, 2955 nucleotides. RefSeq lists its product as uncharacterized. The transcript is spliced from 3 exons. The record is from RefSeq and is a predicted model, not a curated record. The coding region runs from base 1 to 2955 and encodes 984 amino acids. NCBI's taxonomy places the organism in Eukaryota, Fungi, Ascomycota, Eurotiomycetes, Chaetothyriales, Herpotrichiellaceae. Gene Ontology annotation, biological process: regulation of GTPase activity.
AUGCAGCAACGGCGGUCGAGCAGGCAGGCAUCUUCGCGGGAUAGACAUGGCAUGGUGUUUGAACAGACUGAACAACAUACCAUUCGCGCCGUGACUCCCGACCUUAUCAUUCCUCGUGCCGACUCUUUCGAGGCCCACCCUAUCCACUCUCCCGUGCUACAACCGACACGCACAAGACAUUCGCAAAGAAGGCGGGAGACCUCAGCAUCUGCCUCAAAUAAUGAAGAAGAGACUGCCGUUGACAAGAGAAGGAGGCGGGCGCAAAUGAGGACGAGUACAAACGAAGAACCCACUUUAGAUGCCUCACCGGGCUCCUUCAUCACCAAAACUCGGAAAAGACUUGGUUCUAUUGCGACGGGCCUACCACUCCCGGUCAUGCCUCCUGAGGAGGCCCACACUCAUGGCUCCAUCGGAUUUCCGUCCGUGGUACAGAGUCCUGAGUUAAUGGAUCAGCACAACCCUCCACGGACGCCGCGGCGGCCGUUCUCGCCUGACAAUUCUCUGGGUAUGAGUGCGAGCAGUCUGCGCUCCCCCAACCUGCUCGAUAUUGACUCCAGUAAGAUCCUCCAUCUUAUGAAGACAACUUGCGGUAGAAUGCAUGGCAUUCUUUUCUUCAGACAACUGCACACGACGGCCUGGGCGUCGGGUUACUGUGCCAUCAAUGUUGCGCCUGGCAGCCUAGUGUGUCAGACCAAGGGCGAAGUGCAUCAAUCUAGGACAUUGAUACCCGACCUGCGAGGCUGCACUGUUAGAACCCAUUACGAUCACGAGACACAAAGCACCUAUUUGAGUGUGAUUAUUGCAUCUUCGGGCACCGGAUAUCAACUCCGACCUCCCGUGCCGGAAACAUUCGACUCGUGGCUCGCAGCGCUACUUUGUUGGCAGCCAUUGAGACCGAAAGGGAUACACAACAAAAUGACCAAGCCUCAGUCGAUCAGCAUGACGGAGAAGAAGCCAGUAUCGCAGAGACGGCUCUCCGACCUCACCAACCCGAAGGCUACGGCUAUCGUCAAGGUCGGAAAGAUGCUCCUGUGGGAUGGGCCAUUACCCUCAGGUUCCCAAUUAGAAGCGUCACCCAGUAGUCUUGGGCGAUCGAUGACGGAGGAGAACUACCUUUGGCGCAGAGUGAGCUGCACUCUCCACGAGAACGGCACGUUUCGCCUCCUCAGCGAAGUUGACAACAGAGUGCUCUCAGUCACACCACUGUCACAAUUAUCCCGUUGUGCAAUCCAAAGGCUAGACGAGAGUGUGCUGCGAAUGCCACACUGCAUUGCAGUCUACCCACAAUAUCGGAUAGAAACACCCGCCGUGAGACUGUCGAGACCAAUGGUGCUCUGCUUAGAGUCGAACGUGGCGCUCGAAGCCUGGUUUGUCCUCCUGCGAGCACUGACGGUGCCAGAACUGUACGGCCCGGAACACUUCUCUGCUGAAGACAGCCAAAUCCAGCCACAGACAUCAUCUAAUGGGAACAAUAUUCCCACACAAGGGAUGUUUCGUAUAGAACGCUCAUUGUCCAUUAAACUCACGGAAGCGAAAUUCGCACAACGGUCCGCACCCAAAGACACAUUCGACCACAGCAAGGCGAAAGGCAAGUCUGCCAAGGCCGAUCAGAGCAAAGAAGGAGUCUACGCCGAGAUCAUGCUCGGUAAGGAUUUGAGAGCCCGGACGACAACCAAGCAGAAUGUGUCGCCUGCGUUCUGGGCGGAAGAAUUCAACCUGGUGGAUAUACCGGCUGCUCUGUCGAAAAUCACCGUUGCAGUCAAGCUGGGGAAUCCUGCUGAAAAAGAAUGGACCAUGGUCGCAGACAGCCUCUACGACAUCUCCGCCGAUGCAGGGUACCUCUCUGGACUGGGAGGGUUGGAAAUAUCCUCUCAUGACCCCAUUUUUGGACGCGUGGACAUCUCUAUCGAUGAGCUGGAACACACCGGUACGAUCGAUCAGUGGUGGCCGCUGUUGGACAACAAUGACCAUUCUGUUGGACAGAUCUUGGCCAAGUUGUCACUUCGGGAGACCGUCAUCUUGAUGGAGGAGGAGUACAAGGAGCUUUCAGCCAUGCUGAAUACCUACGGCAAUGGACUGACGACACAGAUUGCUCACCUACUCGGACCUGAAUUACGAGAACUGUCAGACAUAUUGCUCGACAUUUUCCAAGCUACUGGAGCGGCUAAUGAAUGGAUUAAAAACCUCGUGGAAGAAGAGAUCGACGGGACCAAUAGAGAUAUGCCACCCAUGCGGAUGAGGUUCAGCGGGCGCAUUCACUCUAAUGACUCGUACGAGUCUGCUGAGCAAAGAGAAAUGCUGGUCCGGGACCUCAGUCGGUCGGCCACCAUGGAGGCUAACCUACUUUUCCGCGGCAACUCACUCGUCACGAAAGCACUUGACGCCCAUAUGCGACGGUUAGGCAAAGACUACAUGGAAGAGGUUUUGGGCGAGAAACUGCGCAAGAUUGUGGAAAGAGAUCCCGAUUGCGAAGUCGAUCCGAACAGAGUGCGGUCCCAGGAGCAGCUCGACAAGAAUUGGGCAAACUUGAUAUUCCUUAGCAGCGAAGUCUGGAAGUCCAUUUACGUGUCAGCAUCCCGAUGCCCCAUGGACCUGCGAGUUAUCUUCCGCCAUGUACGCUCUUGCGCCGAGGAUCGUUAUGGGUCGUUCAUCCGGACGGUCAAGUAUACGAGCGUUUCUGGUUUCCUUUUCCUCCGCUUCUUUUGUCCCGCCAUCCUUAAUCCGAAGCUUCAUGGUCUUAUUCAUGACCACCCGCCGGAUCGCACGAAAAGAACUUUCACCCUGAUCGCCAAGUCGCUGAACGUUCUUGCCAGCCUGGGCCGGUUCGGGACCAAGGAACCAUGGAUGGAGCCCAUGAACAAGUUCCUGGCCGCUUCAACAAACCAAUUCAGAUCCUUCAUCGACGAAAUCUGUGGCGCUCGAGCCUCAGUAUGCCGCGCCAAACCAAAUACGUAG